Molecule: messenger RNA, 884 nt
Organism: Triticum dicoccoides
Lineage: Eukaryota; Viridiplantae; Streptophyta; Magnoliopsida; Poales; Poaceae
Product: nuclear transport factor 2-like
Exons: 5
Coding region: 138-617 (159 amino acids)
Cellular component (GO): ribonucleoprotein complex; cytosol
Molecular function (GO): mRNA binding
Source: RefSeq, a predicted model, not a curated record
CCCACCCACCCACUCUGUCUAUCUAGUCCAACUACUCCGCCGCAGAUCCGCGAUUGCCAGCAGCACCAUCUCCGAAUCGCCUCGCUAGGGUUUCCUCUCCAGCGGCGGCCGGCUCGACCGUACUCCGUUCGUGAGCAAUGGCUGCGAAAGCUGGGAAUUCUGUGGGUGGUGUUCUUCCCCAUCCCCACGUGAUUGGAAAUGCAUUUGCCCAACACUACUACAAAAUUCUGAAUGAGUCACCAGAGGAUGUCCAUAAGUUCUACCAUGAUCAAAGUAUUCUUGGUCGGAAGCCAAAUUCUGAUGGUACAUUGACAUCUAUAACCACAUUGCGUGAUAUCAAUAGACACUUUGUAUCUACAUACCUCAAGGGAUGUUCGAUGGAGAUAGACAAUGUAGAUUCUCAGCCAUCCCACGAGGGCGGUGUGCUCGUUUUAGUUAGUGGGUCCUUCACUGUCCCUGAUGCCAUGAAGCGUAGGUUUACUCAGUCGUUCUUCCUUGCUCCACAAAAAGGAGGCUAUUUUGUUCUGAAUGAUGUGCUUAGAUACAUUCCAGUUGAGCCAGAAACACCACCUGUCAAGGUUACAGUGCUUCCGUUGAUGGAUUAUUUCUGGGUAUGAUGAUAUCGCCGGUGAAGUCAUGAAUCAAUCUACAGAAAGUACCUCCAUCAGCAAUGAAGUCAUGAAUGACAGAUAGUCACGUCUCGGCAGUGCACUACUAGCUUUCUUACAGAAUGCAAGUUUAUCCAUCUAUAGAUUAUGUUUGCUUUUGCAACAAAUGGGUGCGAAAAGUUUAACAUUUGCGAAUGCCUUAGCAUUGUACAUACAUUAUGACUUGUUAAAAGGGGAGAAAACAUCAGACAAGUAUACAACUGAAUAUAUCUAUUA